CCGCUAGUCCAAAAACAAAUUAAGAUGGGAAAACAAUAACAAUAAAUCGCACUCAAGGUCUGAACCCAAUGCUCAAACUCGGCUUGUCUUGCCCCAAUUACAAUACCGUACACAUUCCACACAGACACACGCCUCUUCAACGGCCACCCGUGUCGCCUCUUACCUCAUCCCACUCCUCUUGUGGCCCUGACGCCUGGGGGGUUUAUGGGUCUUCCCACACUCACCUUGAUCACAAGGCGAGGUACACCGUAGCCGCACACGGUACAAUGAGAAGAAAGUGGAGGGAAGCCGCCAUGGCCCAUGGGUACGUCUGAGGUCGCGGCGAACAUGGAGAGCAGUUGAGUGCAUGAGCAACCCAAAUGGUCCUUCUACUCUGUGAAUGCACUUGCUCAGAAUUCCACUGCAUAAUACUCCGUAUCUUCUUGGAUGUGACCAUGGGCGCUGCCGAUGCUACGAAAAAAUCAACAUCUCUCAGGUACUCCAGAACUCAGGUCAUAGCAGAUGUCUCCCGACACGGGACAUUCCUCUUCUUCUCCAUGCCAUCCCAUCCCAUCCCAUCCCAUCCCAUGCUCCGGUCCAUGGAUCCCAGCCCAACCCCCAGUGGGGUGUAAGUGGGCAGAGUGGCCACACCCCACCACAGACAGUCAGUCCUAAGCCCGUCCUCCUCUUCCUCUUCCGCCUCUCGAGUCUCAAGUAUCUGAGUCUGCAGUGCUGCACAUCGUACCCCCUGGUCCACUGGGGGCUUGAUUCCGUCUGUCCAUCCAAAUCACCCGGUUGGACGCGCUUACAGCAACUUUGGCAAUUGGCCUUUUCAUUACUGUUAUCGCUUUGUAUCGUCUUCCACAUCAGCAAGACCAGUCCGCAGCAGAAGCCGCAGCAGCACCACCACCAGCACCCCAUCUUUCAAUCUCUGACCCUUAGCUCCUCUUUGCCCAUCCGUAACCCAACCUGGGAAAAGAUUCGAGACCACCCUGGCGACGCGGUACAUGUACUUCCUACACCACCUAUAGUAUACCUGACCGUCGACCUAUCCAACUCAAGGGGUCCUUUCGGCACAUCAGAGAACCGUUGACCCGCCGGUGAAGCAGCCACGGGAUCCAAUUCUCGACGGAGACUGGUCCAGAGUCCCAAGACUCGAGCGGCUCCUCGGGGUUCGGCCGAUUCCACAUCCAGGACAUCUUGUCACUGAGGCAAGACAUCUGCCCCGACCAGGUCCUCCACCGUCCCGGGAUCAACUUUGCUUAUAUCUGCUCCCGUCCCUCUCUAGUCCAUUAUCAUUGUGCUCCCUUUCUCUCUUCCCGCUGUGGCCAUCAUCAACACCCCUCUCC
This is a messenger RNA of Colletotrichum godetiae, 1328 nucleotides long. RefSeq lists its product as uncharacterized. The transcript has a single exon. NCBI's taxonomy places the organism in Eukaryota, Fungi, Ascomycota, Sordariomycetes, Glomerellales, Glomerellaceae. The coding region runs from base 380 to 1072 and encodes 230 amino acids. The record is from RefSeq and is a predicted model, not a curated record.